Molecule: messenger RNA, 1586 nt
Organism: Nanorana parkeri
Lineage: Eukaryota; Metazoa; Chordata; Amphibia; Anura; Dicroglossidae
Exons: 1
Coding region: 48-1586 (512 amino acids)
Molecular function (GO): GTP binding
Source: RefSeq, a predicted model, not a curated record
AAUACCUGAGCAGCAAAGACAAGGCCGGACCUCUGACCAUUUACAGGAUGAAAAUGGAACAUGUGAAGAGUCAGAAGAUAUGGAAAUUCGGAACAGCGAAAGCCGAUGGGGAAAACAAAGUGAUCAUGAUGGUUGGUGAGACCGGAUCUGGGAAGACGACCCUGAUCAAUACCAUGAUCAACUUCAUCUUUGGUGUGGAGUGGAUGGACGACCACCGGAUCCAGCUGAUUGCGGAGAGUAGUGAGAAGAGUCAAGCCCACAGCCAAACAUCUGGUGUCACCAUCUACCAGAUCAACCACGAAGAUGAAUUCCGAAUCCCGUACUCCAUAACCAUCAUUGACACUCCGGGGUUCGGAGACACCAGAGGGAUACAAUAUGACGAGGAAAUCAUGAGGAAGAUACGAGAAUUUUUUCAUAAGUGCCCAUUCACUGAAAUCGAUGCCAUUUGUUUUGUGGUUCAGUCUUCUUUGGCCCGGUUGACCCCGACACAAUUGUACAUCUAUGACAACAUUUUAUCCAUUUUUGGGAAGGACAUCGAGGAGAAUAUAGUCUUCUUCACCACCUUCUCAGAUAUCCAGGAGCCAAACGUUCUCUCAGCAAUCAUUGAGGCUGACGUUCCCUGUGCCCGAUCUCAAGAUGGACAACCUGUGUACUUUAUGGUCAAUAACAGCAUGGCGUACGCAAAUAACUGCCCCGAUAAAGGGGGCAAUCGUGCCUACCGGGUUUAUGAACUACAGUGGGAGAUGGGAAUGGAAAGCAUUGGGACAUUUCUCAUACAAUUUUUGCCCGGAAUAGCCAGCAAAGACUUAAGUUUAACAAAGGAUGUCCUAGCAGAAAGAAACGCUUUGGAGGUAACCUUGGAUGGGCUCGUCCAAAAAAUUGAGGAGGUGACAGGUAAGCAGAAUGAACUGGAGCAAACGGAGAGAGCUCUGAAUGAACACAGGGAGGAGAUCGAAAAGAAUGAAUAUUUCGAGUUUGAAGUGACGGAAAGUGUAAAAAGAAAGACGGACUCAUCUCUGUACUCGACCAACUGCUACGAGUGCCACUCUACGUGUCACCAAGACUGCCUCGUGUACUUUGACGUCUUGGUUUACUUGUGUGAGGUUUUCUAUUGGAAUGGAACCUGCAGCGUGUGUGGUCACGGCGGGAGCAAGCACUUCGCGGAGACGUCUUACUGGCAAACGUUCGUCAGACCCCAAAAGAGAAGUUAUUUUGAUCUUAGGAAAAAAUAUAAGAAGAGAGACAACGAGGUGAUGACCCCGGCAAACGUUCUGGAGAAGCUGAGGGACGAAAUCAAAGAGGCCGAGGGUGAGGGGCUCAGGCUUAUUCAGGAGGUCUCCAAGAUUCUCAAACACCUCCAGGAGAUCGCCUUGAAACCCAACCCCGUGUCUACGGUGGACUACGUCCGGCUGCUCAUCGAAAAAGAGAGGCGGGAAGGGAAGAGCGGAUUCUUGGAGAGGAUUGACAUGAUGGAAAAAGCCAUUCAAAAUAUUGUUAUUGUCGGCAACAUUCAAUCUCAAGGGGCAGGGGUCAGCUUAGUCAACAUAAUAUCAGAAGCCGCCAAAGUUCCUGACACUUCUAAAUAA